AUGGGGUUGAAAUCAACAUAUCUGGCUAUUUUGCUGGUGCUGUUGGCUCAAUUUUUAUUAGUUACAGCUGACUCAACAGUAUAUUCGAGAACUUACUGGACUGAAAAAACUGCUUCAACGUACUCAACAUCAUAUAAGACUAAUGGUCUUGUCUUUCAUGAUACUACAACUUAUUAUUGGAUUUAUACUCCUAGAGUAACAUUCUCAACUACCACUACUUCUUUUAAUACAGAUGUUCCAUCAUUAUCAACUAGUACAAUAGUUAUUACUAGCGUAGGGGCUGACGGUUAUGAAACAUAUAUCACAUCAACUUUAGUAUACUAUCCGAUUUAUACUAGUCCGACAACUAAUACUAAAAGAAGUCUCUUUUUUUCAACUUACACAUCUACCUAUUCAACCGUGUAUAACACUAUUGUUGGAGACGAUGGCUCAACAACAACAGAUAUUACAUAUUAUAUUGCUAUUCCAGAUAUGUUUUACAAGUCUACAACUACUGAAGGUUGGACUGGUAAUUCAUGGUGGACUCAUGCUACUUCAACUGUUGUUACUACAGGUAAUGAUGGGACUUUAACAACUGGUACUGUUUAUUACGUCUAUACUACAAGAAAUCCUGGUUUGACUACAUUCGUUCCAUGGACUGGAACCUAUACAACCUUCUAUUCUACCGGCUUGACGUCAUUUGGUGGGGUCAUUGGUAUUGGUCAAACUACCUCUACUUUAUAUUGGGUUUAUACUCCAUAUCGUAGGAGUACUUCCCGUACUACUACUUGGAGUUCUAUAGAUUAUACUACUACAUGGUCUACCUCCAUUUUAACUACAACUGAUGCCCAAGGUAAUGCAACAACUGAGACUAUUUACUUUGUCGCUACUCCAGUUCGUCGUGUAACAUCUACAGUUUCAACAACAAGUAAUUUUAGUUCUGAAUCUACUUACACUUAUUCCACUUUAUUUAAUACUGUAAUUGACGGGGAAGGUAAUACCACUACAGAAACUACAUACUAUGUAGCUAUUCCUACCAACUUUUUGCAUUCUACCACUACAGAUGGUUGGACUGGUAAUUAUUUAUGGACUCAUGCUACUUCCACUGUUGUUACUACAGGUAAUGAUGGCAUUUUGACAACUGGUACCAUUUAUUACGUUUAUACUACAAGAAAUCCUGGUUUGACUACAUUCGUUCCAUGGACUGGAACUUAUACAACAUUCUAUUCUACUGGCUUGACGGUAUUUGGUGGAGCUAUUGGUAUUGGUAGAACUACCUCAACUUUGUAUUGGGUUUAUACUCCUAUUCGUGAGAGUACAUCCCGUAGCACUACUUGGAGUUCUAUAGAUUAUACUACUACAUGGUCUACCUCCAUUUUAACUACAACUGAUGCCCAAGGUAAUGCAACAACUGAGACUAUUUACUUUGUCGCUACUCCAGUUCGUCGUGUAACAUCUACAGUUUCAACAACAAGUAAUUUUAGUUCUGAAUCUACUUACACUUAUUCCACUUUAUUUAAUACUGUAAUUGACGGGGAAGGUAAUACCACUACAGAAACUACAUACUAUGUAGCUAUUCCUACCAACUUUUUGCAUUCUACCACUACAGAUGGUUGGACUGGUAAUUAUUUAUGGACUCAUUCAACCGUAAUUACUGUUACUACUGGUAAUGAUGGAAUUUUGACAACUGGUACCAUUUAUUACGUUUAUACCACAAGAAAUCCUGGUUUGACUACAUUCGUUCCAUGGACUGGAACUUAUACAACAUUCUAUUCUACUGGCUUGACGGUAUUUGGUGGAGCUAUUGGUAUUGGUAGAACUACCUCAACUUUGUAUUGGGUUUAUACUCCUAUUCGUGAGAGUACAUCCCGUAGCACUACUUGGAGUUCUAUAGAUUAUACUACUACAUGGUCUACCUCCAUUUUAACUACAACUGAUGCCCAAGGUAAUGCAACAACUGAGACUAUUUACUUUGUCGCUACUCCAGUUCGUCGUGUAACAUCUACAGUUUCAACAACAAGUAAUUUUAGUUCUGCAUCUACUUACACUUAUUCUACUAUUUUUAACACGAUUACUGAUGAAGAUGGGCAAAAAUUUACAGAAACAACUUAUUAUGUUGCUAUUCCAACUAACUUUUUAUACUCUACUACUACUGAAGGUUGGACUGGUUUUUUUUUAACUACUCACGCGACAUCCAUCGUUGUUACUACUGGUGAUGAUGGUAUUCUAACCACUGGUACUGUUUAUUACGUUUACACUUCUCGCGAACCUGGUAUUACAAUAACUACCCCAUGGACUGGUACUUAUACCACUUAUUAUUCUACGUCGGUAAAUACAAAUCAUUUUAUUGGUAUCCCUGUUGGUACCACAACUUACUAUUACGUCAGGAUUCCAUAUUAUGAGACAAUCAUAUCUACUACCACGUAUAGCACACAUGAGUAUACUACCACUUAUUCUACUGAAUAUCUGUCUUUCACUGAUUUAGAUGGUAAUGUCACAACACAAAUUAUCUACCAUGUUUAUACCCCAACACGUCGUUAUUCCAGUACUUAUACCAUCAAGAGCAGUCCUUUUGGUGGGACCCUAACAUCUACAUUUGCAACUUUCUACUCUACCAUAACAGAUGAAGAUGGUAAUGAGACUACCCAGACAACAUAUUACAUCGCCAUUCCAACGGAUCUAUAUAAAACCACAACAACCGAAGUGUGGACUGGUCAAUACACUAUUACUUAUUAUAUCAGUAAAACGACAGCAAGAGGAACUGAUGGAUAUUCUACUGAGAAAACAGUUUACUAUGUCCGUACACCUACCCCUGGUGGUGGUAAGUGGAAAACAACAUAUUGGACGGGUACUUACACAACAUAUAGUCAAGAUGGUUAUACAUUAGCAUUUGGUUUCAAAGGUAUUUUCUUCGGGUUGUGGGUCUAUCCUCAAUAUUAUUUAAAAACGCCGAUUCGUAGAACAACUUUGUUCAGCUGGACUAGUAACUGGAAUCUUCAAACUACUUCUACUUCCUCUCGUGUAACUACCAUUGUCGAUGUGUUCGGGGAAUCGACAACCGAGACUAUUUACUUUGUUUUUGCGCCUGCUCCUACUGUUUCGUCAUUCAUUUACUCACAAGGUACAUUUACUUCUUCAACCACAGUGACUACGUCUACUUUUACCACUACUGUUGGUGGAGUUUAUGAUUAUUCAUGGGCCAUUGUGUAUUAUGUGGUUUUGCCGGUCGAUGUUGCACAAUCUACAGUAAUGACUCAAUGGACUGGUACAUAUGUUACAACAAGUACUAUUUUUGUAACAACUAUUACUGAUUCAGAAGGAUUUUCUUCAAUUUAUACUGUAUAUGUUGUCCAAACUCCAGUUCUAAGUCCAUCAUAUUCAUAUAUUCCUUGGACUGGAACAUACACAUCAACUGUUCAAACCAGUGUUUACACAACUUUAGAUUACUAUGAUAACUUUUUGGCUUCCUGGACCCAUACUAUAUUUAUUAUUCAAACACCUAUCCGUUUGUCUACUACCUAUGAAUUUUCAUAUUGGACAGGCACGAAUUAUUCAACUUAUUCGACUGAUAUCGUUACAAUAACUGAUGUUUGGGGAAAUGCAACUACAGAAACAAUUUAUUAUGUUGUAACACCUACUCGUGUUAUCUAUACUACUGAAUUCUUUCCACAAAGUAAUGCAGGUACUAGUACUUUCAGUACCGGGGUUACUACUUUCACCGGUAAAGAUGGCUUAGAAACAACUGAAACUAUCUAUUCCGUUCUUAUCCCAGUAGAUUCAAAAUUAAGCACCGUUUUUAGUUCAUGGGAUAAGGACUACAUAAGUGAAUUAUCUACUGUUACUUCUGGAGGAACUACUAUUAUUUAUAUCGUCACACCGAUUGACACUGGUAUUUUUAUUUACCUACCAUGGGCUGGUGACUAUACAUCCACUAUUUUGACAACUACAUCUUACAGUUUUGGUUAUUCAGGUACAUUUUUAGGUGGUUGGGAUCGUAUUGUAUAUGUUGUCGAAACACCAAUUCGUUCUGUAUUAUCUACUAGUUAUUCUGCCUGGCCAUCUCCAAAUUUGACAUCAACAUUCAAAACCAUUGUUACUACUUUUACUGGCGAAGAUAAAGAAGAAACCACUGAAACAUUAUAUUUAGUUUAUACUCCUUAUAGAGCAACCAGUACUACCACUACUACUGGGUACGGUCAAGAAGAAACAAUGACAUUUACGACUACUACAAGAACAUUUACUGGUACUGACGGUGAAGAGACUACUGAAACUAUUUAUAUUGUCGGAACACCUGAUCAUGAAAGAACUUCUACCAGUUAUACAGCUUGGUCUAGCGAUAUUUCACUGACAUUUUCGACUUUUGUUACUACAUACACGAAUGAAAAUGAUUUUGUUAUUACUGAAACAAUAUACUUCGUGAGUACACCAUACCGUUUUUACACCACCACAAGAGUAUCUGGAAUUCCUAAUAUAUUCAGAACAACAAUAUCUACAAUUCUAACAACAAUAACUGAUUCAGAGGGUAACGAAACCACUGAAACAACAUAUUUUGUAUUAACUCCUAUUCAAAAAUCUUUAUCGACUUCAUACUCAGCAGUCGAUAACAUUGAUGGUACUUUUACUUACUCUACCGAAGUGCUGACAUUGACAGAUAGUGAAGGUAAUGAGAUUACAGAAAGUAUAUAUUUUGUUCUGACUCCAAUUCGUCAAAGUAUUGUCACAUCUUUUACAGCAGGAGGUAUCAUUACUACCACUUUCUCCACAUCUAUUUUUACUACAUACAAUUCACAGGGUGAUGAGAUUACUGAAACUAUUUAUUAUGUCAUGACCCCUGCAAGAGAUAUUACCUCAACAACUUCAUCCUACUGGUCUAUGAGGUCAAUAUCCACAUAUUCCACUUCGAUUGUUACAAUCACUGAUGAAAAUGGCGACGAAGUAACUGAGACAAUUUAUUACGUAUUUGCUCCUCAUUACGAAGUUAGUAGUACUACUUAUGUCGGUGGUCCUGUAACUGCUGAAGAAACAGUUUAUACCUAUGUUACAACAUUUACAGAUAAUGAGGGGUUUUUGACAACCGAAACUUUAUUUAUUGUCGAAACUCCACUAAAAUCAUCCGAAGAAUCAUCUGAAGAAUCAUCUCUCGGAUUUUCUUCCUAUUAUAACAGUUCACUAAUUAUUUCAGAGUCUGAAUCUUCUGUCGAAUCAUCCAUUGUUUCUGAAAGUGUAAUGUACAAUACCUCUUCUAUUGAAUCUUCUGUUGAAUCUUCAAUUGCUUCUGAAAGUGUUAUGUACAACACCUCUUCUAUUGAAUCUUCUGUUGAAUCUUCAAUUGGUUCUGAAAGUGUUAUGUACAACACCUCUUCUAUUGAAUCUUCUGUUGAAUCUUCAAUUGGUUCUGAAAGUGUUAUGUACAACAGCACUUCUAUUGAAUCUUCUGUCGAAUCAUCCAUUGUUUCUGAAAGUGUUAUGUACAACACCUCUUCUAUUGAAUCUUCUGUUGAAUCUUCAAUUGGUUCUGAAAGUGUUAUGUACAACACCUCUUCUAUUGAAUCUUCUGUUGAAUCUUCAAUUGCUUCUGAAAGUGUUAUGUACAACACCUCUUCUAUUGAAUCUUCUGUUGAAUCUUCAAUUGGUUCUGAAAGUGUUAUGUACAACAGCACUUCUAUUGAAUCUUCUGUUCAAUCUGAAAGUAAAAUUUAUAAUGCAACUUCUUUCGGAUCUUCUAUUGAAUCAUCAAUCAAAUCUGAAAGUGGAAUUCCUAACAAUUCUUCAACUGAAUCAAUAGGAACCAUUGAUGCAAGUACUUACGACUCAUACGUAUCAGAAAAUUCAAAUACAUUCAACACACUCACUUCAAAUUCAACAGAAUCUACAGAAACUUCCUUACACUACUCUUCUACAAGUGUGGCAACUGGCUCUGAAAAUUCCAGAACCCAAUCAUCAAUUUUAAAUAGUACAGUUCACCAAUCUACUACAAACUCUGAAAUUUUCUCCGAAUCUGAUUCCACUGAAUUAUCAUACGAAAUAUCAACCUACACAUCCACCGAUUCUGAAGGUAAUGUUACCACCGGUACCACCACCUACCCAGUUUCUCACACCAGUGAAGAAGAAUUGACUACUUCUACUUACACUUCCACCGACUCUGAAGGUAAUGUUACCACCGGUACUACUACCUACCCAGUCUCCCACACCAGUGAAGAAGAAGUCACCACUUCUACUUACACUUCCACCGACUCUGAAGGUAAUGUUACCACCGGUACUACUACCUACCCAGUCUCCAACACUUCUGAAAAAGAAGUCACCACUUCUACUUACACUUCCACCGACUCUGAAGGUAAUGUUACCACCGGUACCACUACCUACCCAGUCUCCCACUCCAGUGAAGAAGAAGUCACCACUUCUACCUACACUUCCACCGACUCUGAAGGUAAUGUUACCACCGGUACUACUACCUACCCAGUCUCCCACACCAGUGAAGAAGAAGUCACCACUUCUACUUACACUUCCACCGACUCUGAAGGUAAUGUUACCACCGGUACUACUACCUACCCAGUCUCCCACACUUCUGAAGAAGAAGUAACCACUUCUACUUACACUUCCACCGACUAUGAAGGUAAUGUUACCACCGGUACUACUACCUACCCAGUCUCUCACACCAGUGAAGAAGAAUUGACUACUUCUACCUACACUUCCACCGACUCUGAAGGUAAUGUUACCACCGGUACCACCACCUACCCAGUCUCUCACACCAGUGAAGAAGAAGUAACCACUUCUACCUACACUUCCACCGACUCUGAAGGUAAUGUUACCACCGGUACCACUACCUACCCAGUCUCUCACACCAGUGAAGAAGAAUUGACUACUUCUACCUACACUUCCACUGACUCUGAAGGUAAUGUUACCACCGGUACCACCACCUACCCAGUCUCUCACACCAGUGAAGAAGAAGUAACCACUUCUACUUACACUUCCACCGACUCUGAAGGUAAUGUUACCACCGGUACCACCACCUACCCAGUCUCUCACACCAGUGAAGAAGAAUUGACUACUUCUACUUACACUUCCACCGACUCUGAAGGUAAUGUUACCACCGGUACUACUACCUACCCAGUCUCCCACACUUCUGAAGAAGAAGUCACCACUUCUACCUACACUUCCACCGACUCUGAAGGUAAUGUUACCACCGGUACCACCACCUACCCAGUCUCUCACACUUCUGAAGAAGAAGUCACCACUUCUACUUACACUUCCACCGACUCUGAAGGUAAUGUUACCACCGGUACCACCACCUACCCAGUCUCCCACUCCAGUGAAGAAGAAGUCAUCACUUCUACCUACAUUUCCACCGACUCUGAAGGUAAUGUUACCACCGGUACCACCACCUACCCAGUCUCUCACACCAGUGAAGAAGAAUUGACUACUUCUACCUACACUUCCACCGACUCUGAAGGUAAUGUUACCACCGGUACCACUACCUACCCAGUCUCUCACACCAGUGAAGAAGAAUUGACUACUUCUACCUACACUUCUACCGACUCUGAAGGUAAUGUUACCACCGGUACCACCACCUACCCAGUCUCUCACACUUCUGAAGAAGAAGUCACCACUUCUACUUACACUUCCACCGACUCUGAAGGUAAUGUUACCACCGGUACCACUACCUACCCAGUUUCUCACACCAGUGAAGAAGAAGUAACCACUUCUACUUACACUUCCACCGACUCUGAAGGUAAUGUUACCACCGGUACCACCACCUACCCAGUCUCCCACACCAGUGAAGAAGAAGUCACCACUUCUACUUACACUUCCACCGACUCUGAAGGUAAUGUUACCACCGGUACCACCACCUACCCAGUCUCCCACACCAGUGAAGAAGAAGUCACCACUUCUACUUACACUUCCACCGACUCUGAAGGUAAUGUUACCACCGGUACCACCACCUACCCAGUCUCUCACACUUCUGAAGAAGAAGUCACCACUUCUACUUACACUUCCACCGACUCUGAAGGUAAUGUUACCACCGGUACCACCACCUACCCAGUCUCUCACACCAGUGAAGAAGAAUUGACUACUUCUACUUACACUUCCACCGACUCUGAAGGUAAUGUUACCACCGGUACCACCACCUACCCAGUCUCUCACACUUCUGAAGAAGAAGUCACCACUUCUACUUACACUUCCACCGACUCUGAAGGUAAUGUUACCACCGGUACCACCACCUACCCAGUCUCUCACACCAGUGAAGAAGAAGUCACCACUUCUACUUACACUUCCACCGACUCUGAAGGUAAUGUUACCACCGGUACCACUACCUACCCAGUUUCUCACACCAGUGAAGAAGAAUUGACUACUUCUACCUACACUUCCACCGACUCUGAAGGUAAUGUUACCACCGGUACUACUACCUACCCAGUUUCUCACACCAGUGAAGAAGAAUUUACUACUUCUACUUACACUUCCACCGACUCUGAAGGUAAUGUUACCACCGGUACCACCACCUACCCAGUCUCUCACACUUCUGAAGAAGAAGUCACCACUUCUACUUACACUUCCACCGACUCUGAAGGUAAUGUUACCACCGGUACCACCACCUACCCAGUCUCCCACACCAGUGAAGAAGAAGUCACCACUUCUACUUACACUUCCACCGACUCUGAAGGUAAUGUUACCACCGGUACUACUACCUACCCAGUCUCUCACACCAGUGAAGAAGAAUUGACUACUUCUACCUACACUUCCACUGACUCUGAAGGUAAUGUUACCACCGGUACCACCACCUACCCAGUCUCUCACACCAGUGAAGAAGAAGUCACCACUUCUACUUACACUUCCACCGACUCUGAAGGUAAUGUUACCACCGGUACUACUACCUACCCAGUCUCGCACACCAGUGAAGAAGAAGUCACCACUUCUACUUACACUUCCACCGACUCUGAAGGUAAUGUUACCACCGGUACCACCACCUACCCAGUCUCCCACACCAGUGAAGAAGAAGUCACCACUUCUACUUACACUUCCACCGACUCUGAAGGUAAUGUUACCACCGGUACCACCACCUACCCAGUCUCUCACACUUCUGAAGAAGAAGUCACCACUUCUACUUACACUUCCACCGACUCUGAAGGUAAUGUUACCACCGGUACUACUACCUACCCAGUCUCGCACACCAGUGAAGAAGAAGUCACCACUUCUACUUACACUUCCACCGACUCUGAAGGUAAUGUUACCACCGGUACCACCACCUACCCAGUCUCCCACACCAGUGAAGAAGAAGUCACCACUUCUACUUACACUUCCACCGACUCUGAAGGUAAUGUUACCACCGGUACUACUACCUACCCAGUCUCGCACACCAGUGAAGAAGAAGUCACCACUUCUACUUACACUUCCACCGACUCUGAAGGUAAUGUUACCACCGGUACCACCACCUACCCAGUCUCCCACACCAGUGAAGAAGAAUUGACUACUUCUACUUACACUUCCACCGACUCUGAAGGUAAUGUUACCACCGGUACCACCACCUACCCAGUCUCUCACACCAGUGAAGAAGAUUUGACUACUUCUACUUACACUUCCACCGACUCUGAAGGUAAUGUUACCACCGGUACCACCACCUACCCAGUCUCUCACACCAGUGAAGAAGAAGUCACCACUUCUACUUACACUUCCAGCGACUCUGAAGGUAAUGUUACCACCGGUACCACCACCUACCCAGUCUCUCACACUAGUGAAGAAGAAUUGACUACUUCUACUUACACAUCCACCGACUCUGAAGGUAAUGUUACCACCGGUACCACCACCUACCCAGUCUCUCACACCAGUGAAGAAGAAUUGACUACUUCUACUUACACUUCCACCGACUCUGAAGGUAAUGUUACCACCGGUACCACCACCUACCCAGUCUCUCACACCAGUGAAGAAGAAUUGACUACUUCUACUUACACUUCCACCGACUCUGAAGGUAAUGUUACCACCGGUACCACCACCUACCCAGUCUCUCACACUUCUGAAGAAGAUUUGACUACUUCUACUUACACUUCCACCGACUCUGAAGGUAAUGUUACCACCGGUACCACCACAUACCCAGUCUCUCACACCAGUGAAGAAGAAGUCACCACUUCUAUUAUCGGUAGUUUAAGUUGCAUACCAUUUACAUCGUUAGAAUCUAAAUCAUUUUCGGUUAAUGCUGAUGUGACUGUAACUACUAGAUCUACAUCAUUCACGGAAUCCAUGACUAAAACCGAGAUGUCAACCGUUAUUUCUACGUACACUUCCACUGACUCUGAAGGUAAUGUUACCACUGGUACUACUACCUACCCAGUCUCCCACACUUCUGAAGAAGAAGUAACCACUUCUACUUACACUUCCACCGACUCUGAAGGUAAUGUUACCACCGGUACUACUACCCACCCAGUCUCCCACACUUCUGAAGAAGAAGUAACCACUUCUACUUACACUUCCACCGACUCUGAAGGUAAUGUUACCACCGGUACCACCACCUACCCAGUCUCCCACACCAGUGAAGAAGAAGUAACCACUUCUACCUACACUUCCACCGACUCUGAAGGUAAUGUUACCACCGGUACCACCACCUACCCAGUCUCCCACACCAGUGAAGAAGAAGUAACCACUUCUACCUACACUUCCACCGACUCUGAAGGUAAUGUUACCACCGGUACCACCACCUACCCAGUCUCUCACACUUCUGAAGAAGAAUUGACUACUUCUACUUACACUUCCACCGACUCUGAAGGUAAUGUUACCACCGGUACCACUACCUACCCAGUCUCUCACACCAGUGAAGAAGAUUUGACUACUUCUACUUACACUUCCACCGACUCUGAAGGUAAUGUUACCACCGGUACCACCACCUACCCAGUCUCUCACACCAGUGAAGAAGAAAUCACCACUUCUACUUACACUUCCACCGACUCUGAAGGUAAUGUUACCACCGGUACCACCACCUACCCAGUCUCUCACACCAGUGAAGAAGAAGUCACCACUUCUACCUACACUUCCACCGACUCUGAAGGUAAUGUUACCACCGGUACCACUACCUACCCAGUCUCUCACACUUCUGAAGAAGAAUUGACUACUUCUACUUACACUUCCACUGACUCUGAAGGUAAUGUUACCACCGGUACCACCACCUACCCAGUCUCUCACACCAGUGAAGAAGAAGUCACCACUUCUACCUACACUUCCACCGACUCUGAAGGUAAUGUUACCACCGGUACUACUACCUACCCAGUCUCUCACACUUCUGAAGAAGAAUUGACUACUUCUACUUACACUUCCACCGACUCUGAAGGUAAUGUUACCACCGGUACUACUACCUACCCAGUCUCUCACACUUCUGAAGAAGAAGUCACCACUUCUACCUACACUUCCACCGACUCUGAAGGUAAUGUUACCACCGGUACUACUACCUACCCAGUCUCUCACACUUCUGAAGAAGAAUUGACUACUUCUACUUACACUUCCACCGACUCUGAAGGUAAUGUUACCACCGGUACCACUACCUACCCAGUCUCCCACUCCAGUGAAGAAGAAGUCACGACUUCUACCUACAUUUCCACCGACUCUGAAGGUAAUGUUACCACCGGUACCACCACCUACCCAGUCUCUCACACUUCUGAAGAAGAAUUGACUACUUCUACUUACACUUCCACCGACUCUGAAGGUAAUGUUACCACCGGUACUACUACCUACCCAGUCUCCCACACUUCUGAAGAAGAAUUGACUACUUCUACUUACACUUCCACCGACUCUGAAGGUAAUGUUACCACCGGUACCACCACCUACCCAGUCUCCCACACCAGUGAAGAAGAAGUCACCACUUCUACUUACACUUCCACCGACUCUGAAGGUAAUGUUACCACCGGUACUACUACCUACCCAGUCUCCCACACCAGUGAAGAAGAAGUCACCACUUCUACUUACACUUCCACCGACUCUGAAGGUAAUGUUACCACCGGUACUACUACCUACCCAGUCUCGCACACCAGUGAAGAAGAAGUCACCACUUCUACUUACACUUCCACCGACUCUGAAGGUAAUGUUACCACCGGUACCACCACCUACCCAGUCUCUCACACCAGUGAAGAAGAAGUAACCACUUCUACUUACACUUCCACCGACUCUGAAGGUAAUGUUACCAUCGGUACCACCACCUACCCAGUCUCCCACACCAGUGAAGAAGAAGUCAUCACUUCUACUUACACUUCCACCGACUCUGAAGGUAAUGUUACCACCGGUACCACCACCUACCCAGUCUCUCACACUUCUGAAGAAGAAGUCACCACUUCUACUUACACUUCCACCGACUCUGAAGGUAAUGUUACCACCGGUACCACCACCUACCCAGUCUCGCACACCAGUGAAGAAGAAGUCACCACUUCUACUUACACUUCCACCGACUCUGAAGGUAAUGUUACCACCGGUACCACUACCUACCCAGUCUCUCACACUUCUGAAGAAGAAGUCACCACUUCUACUUACACUUCCACCGACUCUGAAGGUAAUGUUACCACCGGUACCACCACCUACCCAGUCUCCCACACCAGUGAAGAAGAAGUCACCACUUCUACCUACACUUCCACCGACUCUGAAGGUAAUGUUACCACCGGUACCACCACCUACCCAGUCUCUCACACUUCUGAAGAAGAAGUCACCACUUCUACUUACACUUCCACCGACUCUGAAGGUAAUGUAACCACCGGUACCACCACCUACCCAGUCUCUCACACCAGUGAAGAAGAAUUGACUACUUCUACUUACAAUUCCACCGACUCUGAAGGUAAUGUUACCACCGGUACCACCACCUACCCAGUCUCCCACACCAGUGAAGAAGAAUUGACUACUUCUACUUACACUUCCACCGACUCUGAAGGUAAUGUUACCACCGGUACCACCACCUACCCAGUCUCCCACACCAGUGAAGAAGAAUUGACUACUUCUACUUACACUUCCACCGACUCUGAAGGUAAUGUUACCACCGGUACUACUACCUACCCAGUCUCCCACACUUCUGAAGAAGAAGUAACCACUUCUACUUACACUUCCACCGACUCUGAAGGUAAUGUUACCACCGGUACCACCACCUACCCAGUCUCCCACACUUCUGAAGAAGAAGUCACCACUUCUACUUACACUUCCACCGACUCUGAAGGUAAUGUUACCACCGGUACCACCACCUACCCAGUCUCUCACACUUCUGAAGAAAGAAUUGACUACUUCUACUUACACUUCCAUUGA
Messenger RNA from Vanderwaltozyma polyspora DSM 70294, 13236 nucleotides. RefSeq lists its product as uncharacterized. Gene Ontology annotation, biological process: flocculation. The transcript has a single exon. The record is from RefSeq and is a predicted model, not a curated record. NCBI's taxonomy places the organism in Eukaryota, Fungi, Ascomycota, Saccharomycetes, Saccharomycetales, Saccharomycetaceae. The coding region runs from base 1 to 13236 and encodes 4411 amino acids.